Episyrphus balteatus (marmalade hoverfly) is the source of this 945-nucleotide messenger RNA. It is a transcript of the gene Rsph9, whose product is annotated as radial spoke head protein 9 homolog. Gene Ontology annotation, biological process: motile cilium assembly; axoneme assembly; cilium movement involved in cell motility. Lineage: Eukaryota; Metazoa; Arthropoda; Insecta; Diptera; Syrphidae. The transcript is spliced from 2 exons. Gene Ontology annotation, cellular component: radial spoke; axoneme. The record is from RefSeq and is a predicted model, not a curated record. Bases 70 to 912 code for a protein of 280 amino acids.
UCACUCACAAAUAAAUAUAUUUUGAAGCGAAGUGAAACAAAUAUUCUUGAAAAUAAAAAUUAAACAAAAAUGAAUAUUGAAUCUUUGAGAGAUGGAAUAAACUCCCUGAUGUACGUGGGUCAAACUUUAACCUCAGAAGAACUCUUGCUAAUACAAAAUUCACUUAUUAUUCUUCAAAGUGAUAAUAAAUUUAAAGAAAUAUUUUUCUGGGGACGUAUUCAAGGAAUCGAGAAGGAUUAUUUUAUAGCAUUUGGAUAUACCAAGGAUUGUUUGAAAGAGAGGAAAUUUUUCUACAGCUUAGACUGUUUGCAGUGGCUUAUGAUGCCAUUACCAAAUUCCGAUCUUUUUCAAGCAUCACUUUUGUGCCGACCAAAAUUUCAGGGUGAUCCAAGUCAUUUUACAUGUGUAGAACUUGAUCCUAAUUUUUCAAUUGAUGAAAAUCACAUUAUUCUCGCAACGGAACCAGAAGUUAAACGUUUGAAAGAAGAAGAUCGACUGGCUUGUGCAGUUCAUAUGAUAACUGAGGAGAGUGCUGUUAUUCCAAAGGGAGCACUGUACAAAAUGACAGAUCAAAGUGUCAUUUAUAAUCCAAUGUUUCAUGGCUUAACUGAGUUGGAGGGAAACUUAAAGAGCUAUUACCAGCUUUAUAGAAUUCCGAAAAACAAACGCGAAUAUAAUUUAAUGAAACGAAUUGAUUAUAAUUAUACAAUUGAUUUCUUAGACACCAUAGAUGAUGCAAUUCCCAAAGAUGUUGCUUUUCAAUUGAACAUGGAACGAAAUGGACGAUUGGUCAUGAUAAGAUCUUGUAUUUGGCCAGGAAUGACGUUCUAUCACAAAUUGAAUACCAAGGAACAUGGAUUUGCUUAUUUCGGAGAUGCAAAGAAAAAUUUUGAUUUGUUAUUUAUGAUUUAAUUAAUAAAACUUUAUUAAAAACUUGUACCAAAA